CCUCUGAAUCAGAAUCAGCCAGAGAGAGUGAGAGGCAGAGAAAGCAGCAAAAAAUGGUGAAAUUCCUCAAGCCAAACAAGGCCGUUAUCGUCCUGCAGGGACGCUACGCCGGCAAGAAGGCGGUGAUCGUCCGCACCUUCGAUGAAGGAACCCGCGACCGCCCCUAUGGCCACUGUCUCGUCGCCGGAAUCAAGAAGUACCCUAGCAAGGUGAUCCGCAAGGACAACACCAAGAAGACGGCGAAGAAGUCGCGUGUGAAGGCCUUCGUGAAGCUCGUCAACUACCAGCACCUCAUGCCGACGCGUUACACUCUCGACGUUGAUCUGAAAGAUGCUGUCUCCACCGAUGUGCUUCAGGCUAAGGAUAAGAAGAUCACUGCUCUCAAGGAGACUAAGAAGCGUUUGGAGGAGCGUUUCAAGACUGGGAAGAACAGGUGGUUCUUCACCAAGCUCAGGUUCUGAGCAAGCUUGCUGCUGCAAUUUAGGGUUUUGUUAUCCUCAACUGUUUUUGGAUUAUUAUCUUUUUUUGUUAUAAUUAGAUUAUGUUGCUCUUGUUAAUUUGGGUUGAAUUUCGUAUACUUUUGGAUUUUAUCGAAUUAAUUUCCGGUGCUUAAUUUGAAAUGAGAUUAUGGCUUAAUUA
This is a messenger RNA of Lotus japonicus, 639 nucleotides long. RefSeq names its product 60S ribosomal protein L27. The record is from RefSeq and is a predicted model, not a curated record. Gene Ontology annotation, biological process: translation. Lineage: Eukaryota; Viridiplantae; Streptophyta; Magnoliopsida; Fabales; Fabaceae. Gene Ontology annotation, cellular component: cytosolic large ribosomal subunit; ribosome. The coding region runs from base 54 to 461 and encodes 135 amino acids. The transcript has a single exon. Gene Ontology annotation, molecular function: structural constituent of ribosome.